Molecule: messenger RNA, 2625 nt
Organism: Lacerta agilis (Sand lizard)
Lineage: Eukaryota; Metazoa; Chordata; Lepidosauria; Squamata; Lacertidae
Gene: NGFR
Product: nerve growth factor receptor
Exons: 7
Coding region: 161-1477 (438 amino acids)
Biological process (GO): Rho protein signal transduction
Cellular component (GO): cell surface; plasma membrane
Molecular function (GO): nerve growth factor binding; death receptor activity; coreceptor activity
Source: RefSeq, a predicted model, not a curated record
GCUUCUUACAGGGGCCGCCGCCGCGGCAUCUGCAUCGCGCUGCCUCUCUCGAGCUGAGACGCGCGCGCGCGAUCCGCCCGAGGAGUACCGGGAAGGGGAUGUGGAAUAAGCCUCCCGCCUGGACCCCGCUGCGCUCUGCUUUCCUCCAGCUCUGACGGUCAUGGAGAAGAAGGCGAAGAGGCUGGCGCUCCUGCUGGGAUCGCUGCUGCUUCUUUCCGGGGGCUCUGCGUGGGCCAAGGAGACCUGCCCCACCGAGAAGUACACCACCAGUGGAGAAUGCUGCAAAGCCUGUAACGUCGGGGAAGGUGUUGCCCAGCCUUGCGGGGUGAACCAAACUGUCUGCGAACCAUGCCUGGACAGUGUCACCUAUUCAGAUGCAGUGAGCGCAACGGAGCCUUGCAAGCCAUGCAAGGAAUGUGUGGGCCUGGAAGGCAUGUUGGCGCCCUGCGUGGAGUCAGACAACACCGUCUGCAAAUGCAUCUAUGGCUACUACCGGGACGAGAGGAGCGACACUUGCAGGAAGUGCCGGAUCUGCGAAGUGGGCUAUGGCCUCGUGUACCCCUGCGGGGAAAAUCAGAACACGUGGUGUGAGAAGUGCCCCCUGGGGACGUACUCUGACGAAGCGAACCAUGUGGACCCCUGCUUUCCUUGCACCGUGUGUGAAGAGGACGAGAUCGCCGUCAAGGAGUGCACCGCCACAUCAGAUGCGAGGUGCAGAGUGAUUAACCCACGGUUUACCACAGCUGCACCAACACCGGAGCCCAACACCACGGGUGCCAUCACAGUUCCUCAACACGAUUUACCGCCUGGGAGUCCUGAAGGCCCCUUUCAGGUCACAGAUGACCCAUAUACCAUGGAUGUUUCUGGUAGCACUGUGGCUGGUACAGCAACCACAAUCAUGGGUAGCUCCCAGCCGGUGGUCCGAAGCGGCACAGCGGACAACCUCAUUCCUGUGUACUGCUCCAUUUUGGCAGCCGUGGUGGUGGGGCUGGUGGCGUACAUUGCUUUCAAGAGGUGGAACAGCUGCAAGCAGAACAAGCAAGGUGCCAACAACCGCCCCGUCAACCAGACGCCUUCGCCGGAAGGGGAGAAGCUCCACAGCGAUAGCGGCAUCUCUGUCGACAGCCAAAGCCUCCACGACCAGCAGCCGCAAACGCAGACGGCAUCCAUGCAAGGCCUUAAAGGAGAUGGGAACCUUUACACCAACCUGCCCGUCAACAAGCGGGAGGAGGUUGAGAAGCUGCUGAACGGUUCCACCGAGGAGACUUGGCGCCACUUGGCUGGGGAGCUGGGCUACAAGGAGGACCACAUAGACUCCUUCACUCAGGAGGAGUACCCCGUCCGCGCCCUCCUCUCCGACUGGUCCAGCAAAGACAGCGCCACGAUGGACGCCCUUUAUACCGCCUUGCGUAAAAUCCAACGGGGGGACAUUGUGGAAAGCCUCUACAGCGAGUCCACUGCCAGUUCGCCAGUCUGAAGCAGGGGAGGCGGGGCAGAGGUCCUACGGGCCAGCCCCUCUGUGAUUCCCCACCCUGCUUUUUCCCUCUCGGGGUGAAGACACAUGAAGGAAAAAAAAUGGAGCUUAGUCUCCCCACAGCCACCAUCAUUUCUGGGGAGCACCGGAGCAACACACUGCAUCGGUUGUGGGUUGUUUUCCUCUUUUUCCUCCUCCUCCUCCCCAGUAUUUUCACCCAAUACCUCUUACCGGUAGCAGACAGUAAGAUGCUAAAAAAUAAUAAUAAUAGGAGAAAGAAACAGAGGAAGGUAACUGGAACGAAUGUUAUUGCUUGUGUGUGUGUUUAAAGAGAAAUUGGAUUGACAGCAUUUUGCUGGUUCUGCAGAACUUGCACCCAGUCGAUGCUGCUAGUUGUGUCCCACUCUUCCGGGUGCCUCUGAGUGCCCAUCUUAUGUGCCUCUCCAUCCUUGUCUCUGUGGAUUUUCUUUCCUCACUUACACCUGUCGAUCUUCAGCUACUGACUCUUCCUUUUUAGGCACUGUGCUCCCCUAAGCCAAGAAAUACAAAAGGCAGCCUGGCUUGAAUGUGUUGCGUGGCUGAUGGACUUGAAGGAGGCUGACAGAGGAUGAAUAUAUGGACCUGGAGCAUGAGGGUGUUAAGAGGACACGAUGGAGACUUUAUCUUCAGGGAGUGUCUCUGGGAGGGGAGGAAGGAUGUGAUUUCUGGCUUGUCAAAAUUGACACUGUGAAGAUCAAACCUCGAAGCAUAUGGGCGGAGGCUUAGGAGGAGACCCCCAUCCAUGUUUCCAUCCAUGCGUUGGUGGCAACAUCAAGAAUGUCUUUGGUCCCUGAUCUGUUGUUUUCUUGCUCAAGAUGCAUUCCUCGUAGUUCAGUGAAGCUGUGUUGAACCUCGUCCCAUAGCUCCCUUGCUGGGUUUGAUCAAAGCUAGUCAGUCCCCAAAUGGGACAGCGCUAGUUUAAAAAGGGGUUAUAAGCCAUACUUGAGAGAGCAGAGCUGGCCAAGGAAAACACGCUAACAGUGCAAACAUUGUCGUUAAUGAGUGGGAAUUAUAUUAAUCACUGUGAUCCUAUAAACCUGGCCUCCGACGUUAUCCCAGAUGUUGUGUUGGCGAGACAUAAUUGAAAGCGAUGCUCUGCAUUCUUCCUCAGA